Caenorhabditis remanei is the source of this 2769-nucleotide messenger RNA. RefSeq lists its product as uncharacterized. The transcript has 9 exons. Lineage: Eukaryota; Metazoa; Nematoda; Chromadorea; Rhabditida; Rhabditidae. The record is from RefSeq and is a predicted model, not a curated record. The coding region runs from base 1 to 2769 and encodes 922 amino acids.
AUGAUUUCUCCUCAAGGUGUCGCUGUGGCGACCCUUCUGAUUCUUGGAGUGGUUCAUGGUAAUCUUAUUGAUGAUAUGAAAGCCAAGUUUUCUAAACAAUCAAGUGGAUUCGGAUCUUUCGGAUCCUUUGGAUCUUUCGGAAAGAUUGGAGCCAAAUCCUCAGGCGCUGACCCAUUUGAUUUUCCAAAGUUAGAUGCUAGUAAAGCUUCAAUGGUACAUCGCUCAAACUCACACAUAGGAACUCGUAAGAGUUCUGGAUCUUCAUCAAACACUCAUUCUAUGACUGUUGUUGGUGCUGAUGGAAAGAAUAUCUCAUCCAGUGACUCGACCAAAGAAGGAUACGACAAGGAGAAGAAGGUUGAUGAAGCAAGCGUGAACGAUUUAGUCAGAAGUGCAGAUGGAUCUGUUAUCGAAAAAGGAUCGAGCCACAACAAAUCAUCAGACGAUGACAACUCUUACAAGAUGGCAAACUCCAACUUCUUAUCUUCCGAUAAAUCUGGAAAGGUCGAAAGUAAAAAGACCAACAACAUCAACAAUCAAACACGAUCUGCUGCUCUCGACGAAGCAAAGGAAUUCUAUCAUCAAAAUAAUGCCGAUGGAACCUUCGAACGUAACGAUACAGGACACAAGAACACCGAUGAACAUCUCAGUCACAACGUUCUUGACGAGAAUGAACAGAUGCAGCUCAACGCUGACGGGACAUCUCAUAACAUCACGAAUAGAAAAGGAUCAGUUGGAGACUCUCACAAGUCAGAUCAACACGCCUUCUCUGAUGCUGAAAGUAAGGAUGCUGCUGGAAAUGUUAAGACCUCGAACUACAGUAAGAAGGCAUCAUCGGAGAAAGGAAGUAACGCUGACUUCGAAUCGAACUUGGAAUCAGCAAAGAACGCUGAUGGAACAACAUUCUCCAAUUCGACUGGAAACUUCAAUAAUACUAGUUAUGACAAGGGAAUGUCAGAGGAACUCAUCGCAAAGAAACUUGUCAAUGCUGAUGGAACAUCAUCUUAUGAAGCAAGUCAUGCCGGAGGAAACAGCAGUAAAAUCAACUCAUCUUCUGGACAACAUGCGGCACUUGAUAUUGUUGGACUCAAUGGAACAUUCACUCACACUGCAAACAACAAGACAGAUGACUAUGCAUUGGAUGAGGCUAACCAAAGUGCUGGAAGUGUCAGUGAACAAAUUGGAAAGAACGGACAGAGAUCUCUUAAUGAAUCAAGUAUUGAGAGUGGAAGAAAGGCAGAAAGCAGAAAUAAUACCGCUGUUGAACUCAUGGAUACAAAAGACGCUGAUGGAAGCAGGUCAUCAUCGCGUUCAAACUCUUCCAGUGGUCUUUCCACAGACGAGAAUCACAACCUUACUCAUGCUCUUCAAGCAUCUGUUGAUGAACUCGGAAAUGUUAAAAAUCAUUCGGUUGAAGGAUUCUACCGUAACAAGAAGACUGGAGAAUAUGGAAACUCUGAGCAGGCGAUUGAUAAACUUAAUGCUGAUGGAACUGAAACACAUGCGAAUAUCAAGAAUGACACCAACAGAAACACAUAUGAAGCAGAGAAGAUGGCCAUGGAGAACACUCAUGAGAAGAACAUUGAUGGAACAUUCAUCGACGAAUCCAAGGGAUCCAACUCUCGUGUCAACAGAACUGAUGGAGGAUCUCGCUUGUCAGUUGGAAAUUUCAACAAGGGACUUAAUGGAGUUAUGUCGAACGAAACAUUGAAUGCUGGAGUUUCCUACAACACAUCCGAUGCUGAAUCCAACCAAUUCAAUCAUCUCCACCAGAAGACGGCUAAUGGAACUGAAGUAAAUCACAAAAAAGACAGCAGACAAGUUGACGCUUCAGCCAAUAUGAACAAAUUCUCGAAAAAUUCGAAAGAAUCGAAGGAUGCGAAUGGAACCAGUACCAGCGAGCAACAUAAUGAAAAUGCGGAUUCUCAUGACUCCGUUAAAGGAAGCAGUGAUGUGGAUGUUAAGGAAGUUAUGCAUGCUGAUGGGUCCCAUUCGUUGGCUUCUGACAGCAGUAAUCAAACAGCUGCUGAACACAAUGAUUCGGAGGUCAAGAAUGAUCAUAGCCUCGUUCAGAAUGCCGAUGGAACAUUCUCCGAAGCUAGCAGUGAUUCUGCUAAUAAACACGCAAGCAAGGAUGCUUCUGACGCAAGAGUCAAUCAGUUCGAACAUCAACGUGCUGAUGGAAGUUCGCAACUCAUAGUCAAGAGUAGUCUGGUGGAUUCUCAUUCUAAUGAUACGGAUGCUGUCGCCAACUCGAAGAUUCACUCAAAGAGUGCGGAUGGGACUGAGAUCAAUGACGUCCAACACAAAAAUGCCUCUACUGCGGAACUAAAAGAACAACAACUUGCCUCGGACAAUCGAAGACUCUUAAUGGCUGAUGGAAGUGAGGUUCUCAACAAGGACGAGAGUCAUGUAGAUCACUCAAAGUCUAGAAAUGAUGCUGCAACAUCUCAUAUUAGAGAUCAAAAGAAUGCAGAUGGAUCAAGUGUUAAUUUGGAUGUUGGAUCCAACACUCACGCGGAUUUGGAGACACGUGGUGAAGGAGCAAACAAGCGAAGAUAUCAGAAUUUUGGAAAUGGAACUGAGAGUGAAAUGACUGCGGAUUACGAGAAGACGAUGGCAAAGGGAGGUGACAAGUCGGUCAGUCAUGAUAAUUCGUUGAGUAGCGAUGGAAAGGGACACUUCACGGAAUCGAAGAAUGCAAGUGAUUCUCAUCAUGUUAUUGACGAAAAGGAUGCCGUUAAGCAUAAUGACGUUAUUAUAAUGUAA